Messenger RNA from Lacerta agilis (Sand lizard), 3305 nucleotides. RefSeq names its product transmembrane channel like 6 (gene TMC6). The transcript has 21 exons. Bases 398 to 2794 code for a protein of 798 amino acids. Gene Ontology annotation, cellular component: plasma membrane. The record is from RefSeq and is a predicted model, not a curated record. NCBI's taxonomy places the organism in Eukaryota, Metazoa, Chordata, Lepidosauria, Squamata, Lacertidae. Gene Ontology annotation, molecular function: mechanosensitive monoatomic ion channel activity.
GAAAGAGCUGUCUGCAGAAAAGGGAUAGGGGGAGGGUGGAGGAUGAGGCUGCAGCCUGUGCUUCUUGGCACAGCAGAAGCAGAGAUCUUUGGAACACUUUCUUGGCCCUGCAGGCAAGCCUUGGGCAUGCAGCAUUUCUAUUGUUUCCAUUGUUUCAGAAGCUGCUGUGGAGAGAAAGUAAGAAUGCAAAGGUAUGUCAGGAUGGAAGCAUGCCUUUGCCUUCUGCCAGGGAAGUAGGAUGCUCUGGUCAAGGCUCUCUCUAGCCCUGGAAGCGUGAGAAAUUUCAUGGAGUUCAGAGGUCUUCUGGGUGUCCUUACACUGAAACGCCGUCGGACUGAGCCAUGAAGAGACAAGCAAACCAGUAGGCAAGCAAUUGGUGCUGUUGAGGGAGGACAAGAUGUCUCACACGGUGGCCUUCACCUUUCCUGCCACCGAGAGCAGGGAGGCUGCCAGCCAGGACAUAAGUCCUUACGAUGAAGGUGCUGUGCACGAUUCCUUCCACCAGCUCAUCAAGGAGCAGAGCUGGCUGGCUGAACAGGAGGAGGUGGAGAUGCAGAAUCUGGCUCCCAGGGGCAGAGAGAACCUGGCCUACAUGGUUUCUCCUCCCCGCCGGACUGAGGCUUGGGAGGCACCAGGACAGAUGGCAGAACAUCUUGACUUCUCCUCAGCCACUCUGCGCAUCCUGGCCAGCAUGCCCAGCCGAACUAUUGGCCGCAGCAGAGGAGCUGUCAUCUCCCAGUAUUGUAACCGCACUGCCAGGCUGCGCCGGAAGAGCAACCGCGCCCCUCUUCAAGAAGUGUCCCGCUCUGCGCGGCCCAGCAUCCGGCAGCUUGAUCUAGACCUAGAUUCCAGCCACGAGGAAGAGUAUACCAAACGCAGCCUGCUGGUGAAAGAACUCCGGAGCCUGCCAGCCAGCCAGCGCAUCGCCAUGUUGAGAACAAUGCCUCUAAGCCUGGGCGAGAAGUGCAACCUGAGGCAGGAAUCAAGUGGGCACUCAGGCACCCUGAUGAAACCCAAGACAAGAGCUCCUUUGUCACAUUGCAGCCGGCUUAAAUACCACAUCAUCAUAGGGUUCCGGAAUCUCUGGUACAGCCUUCUGUCCCUCCGCCACACCCUCCAGCCCUGGCAUUAUUCCCUCAAGCAGAUCAGCGGUCGCUUUGGGUCCAGCAUCCUCUCCUACUUCCUGUUCCUCAAGACUUUGCUCAUGUUCAAUCUCUUCUUGUUUCUGCUCCUGCUGGUCUUCGUGGUUGCCGUGCAGGCUGCUUACCCUCCUACCACACCCAACAGCAAAGCCUUCACGGGGCUUGAGCCCCUCACUGGAGCGGGCUACUUCAAUCACACAUUGAUGUAUUACGGCUACUACAGUAACUUCACACUGAAUGACCCCUGCACAUUCAGCCCUAACAGCAGCACAACUUGCCGGCAGGCCAGGCCUGUCCGUCUGCCAUACAAUAUGCCACUGGCUUAUGUGUUAGCCACUGGGGUCUCCUUCUUUGUGACCUGCCUUCUGCUGGUGUACAGUAUGUCCCACUCCUUUGGGGAGAGCUACCGUGUGGACAGUGCAUCAGGGGACCUGGCAAUCAAAGUCUUCUGUGCCUGGGACUACAAGGUGAUCCAGAAACGCUCCGUGCGACUUCAGAGUGAAAACAUCUGCACUCACCUGAAGGAGUGUCUGGCUGAGCGGCGAUCCAGGUCUCGCCCAUUAAACCUGUGCAAGAGACUGCAGAGGCUGGCAAUCCUACUGAUAGCCUGGACUCUGUCUCUGGGCAUUGUUCUGGGGUGUGUCCUAGGAGUUCACUACUUCUCUAUAUACAUUUACCAGGUUCAUCAUGAGAAGCUCUUGACAAGCAACUACAUGGGCAAAGAAGCCCUGCUCCUGGCUCUGCCUCUGCUGGUGUCUCUGAUUAACUUGCUCAUCCCCUACAUUUACAACCUCCUGGCUGCCUGGGAGAAGCAGGAAUCGCCUGUCCUAGAGGUUUAUGUCGCCAUCUGCAGGAACUUAAUUCUGAAGAUGGUCAUCUUAGGGUUGCUGUGUUAUCACUGGCUGAGCAGGAAAGACACGACUUCGGAAAUGGAGUGCUGGGAGAACUUUGUGGGGCAAGAGCUCUACCGCUUGGUGGUGAUGGAUUUCAUUUUCUGUCUCUUGGACACCUUCUUCGCAGAGCUGAUGUGGAGGGUUAUUUUGGAGAAGAAGCUACAGAGUAAGAGGAGGCCUGAAUUUGACAUUGCUCGAAAUGUUCUGGAGCUCAUUUAUGGACAGACCUUGACCUGGCUGGGAGUCUUCUUUGCCCCACUCCUCCCUGUUGUCCAAAUCUUCAAGUUGCUGCUGCUGUUCUAUAUUAAGAAGACCAGCUUGAUGAGAAAUUGCCAGUCUCCCAGUAAACCCUGGCGUGCAUCUCACAUGAGCACCAUUUUCAUCACCUUGCUGUGCUUCCCUUCUUUCCUGGGUGCCUCCAUAUUCCUCUCCUACACCAUCUGGGCAGUUAAACCAUCAAAGAUAUGUGGACCCUUCCGAGACCACGAGACCAUCUAUGAGUCUGGGAAGACCUGGGUUCUAAAGCUGGAGAAAUCCAACCCAAACCUCACCUGGUUUACCUGGAUCCACCAGCACCUGAUCCAAAAUAGCUUCUUCCUGUUUUUGAUUGCUGGAAUUUUGCUAGCUGUGAUCUACCUCAACUUCCAAGUGGUGAAAGGUCAGCGGAAAAUCAUUACCCUGCUGAAGGAGCAGAUUGCCAAUGAAGGGGAAGACAAGAUGUUUCUCAUUCAGAAGCUUCAUACUAUAUAUGGGAAAUGAGAAUGCAGCAGUUGAAGGUGAGCAGUAUAUCAGUGGAUGGGCAAGAUGAACUUUUGCCUGAAAUGCUCCUUGUGAAAUGGAAAAUUGAUGUCGGCUGCUCUGGGAAUGCUUUGAGGAACAGCCCAUGCUUCUGGAAAUGUCAGUCUCCUCUUGUCUGCCUUCAAGCUUCUCUGUGUUCAGAAGAUCAUGAGAAUCUCAUCCACCUUCAGCCCAAUAACAUCAAUUCUUAAUAUUUGCUGGCAGUUCCAACUUCCAUGAACAGGCAAAUUGAAAUUGUUCCUUGAGCUGGACCCAAGUACUUGAAUGAUACAGAAACUAAUGAUAUUUAAAAGAGAAGAACCAAACACUGAAUUUUUAAGAAUUGUAAUGGCCCUUCCUUUUGGGCUUUGCAUAGUGGAUCUGUAGGGCCAUAGCACAAUAAGAAGAUUGUAAGACAUUUGUUGGCAGGAUGCCAUUUUUACCAGGACAUCUUGAUUUGAUGCUAUUAAAAACAUUCUCUUUUGAAAAACUA